UUCCAGCUCACCCUCUUUCUUAUGAAGAAGAAGCCACUUAAAAUUUGCUUAAACCCUGAAUUUUGUUGUCUUUCAUUCAAAUAAUUGUAAAACCCCACCGGCCACCCUUUUCUUCUUUGUCACUCUGCAAAGUUCGGGGGUUGGAGCUGGGUCAAUAGAAACUACAAAUAACAAUGCUUUCUUCAAUUACCUCCCAACGGCUGAGACCCUUUCUUCUUCUUCAUCUCCGUCACGCUCAAAUCCUCCUAUAUUCCUCUUUUCCUCACUCUGUUUCCACCAAACCCAUUUCGAUUCACAACCCUACUAACCCAGAACCGCAAUCAAGUUCAACAAUUUAUGACCACACCACGGUGCGUGAAACGCUUUCUUCUUACUGCAAUGACUGGAAGAAAGCCUUGGACUUCUUUAACUGGCUGGAAACUGAAUGUCACUUCCUACACACCACUGUAACCUACAAUCGCAUGCUUGACAUUCUUGGUAAGUUCUUUGAGUUUGAGCUCUGUUGGAACUUAAUUCAAAAAAUGAAGCAGAACCCAGUUUCUGUUCCUGAUCAUACUACAUUUCGUAUACUGUUUAAGAGGUAUGUAUCUGCACACCUUGUAAAGGAAGCUAUAGAUACUUAUAAUAGAUUGGAAGAAUUUGGUUUGAAGGAUGAGACCUCCUAUUAUAAUCUUAUUGAUGCUCUUUGUGAGUAUAAGCAUGUGAUUGAAGCCCAAGAAUUGUGUUUUUGGAAGAACAAAGAUUUGGGUUUUGAUAAGAGUACUAAGCUCUAUAAUUUACUUUUUCGCGGGUGGUUGAAAAUGGGGUGGUGGGGUAAGUGUAGGGACUUUUGGGAAGAGAUGGAUAGGAGAGGUGUUCGUAAAGAUUUGCAUUCGUAUUCAAUAUAUAUGGAUAUAUUAUGCAAGAGUGGAAAGCCGUGGAAGGCUGUGAAGUUGUACAAGGAGAUGAAGAACAAAGAGAUCAAACUGGAUGUGGUGGCAUAUAAUACGGUUAUUCGUGCCAUUGGUCUUUCUGAUGGUGUUGAUUUUUCAAUAAGGUUGCUAAGGGAGAUGAAGGAAUUGGGUUGUCAACCAAAUGUCGGGACGUAUAAUACAAUUAUAAAGCUUUUGUGCGAGAAUGGGAGAUGUAAGGAGGCAUUUUCGUUGCUUAAUCAAAUGCCUAGGAUGGGAUUACUACCAGAUGUGAUAACGUAUCAUUGCAUUUUUAAGCAUCUAGAGAAGCCAAAUGAGAUUCUUAGACUGUUUGAUAGGAUGACUGAAAGUGGGGUUCAACCAAAGAUGGACACUUUUGUGAUGCUUAUGAGGAAGUUUGGAAGAUGGGGAUUCCUCAGACCAAUGUUUCUUGUGUGGAAUAGGAUGGAAAAACUUGGGUGUAGUCCUGAUGAGUCUGCUUACAAUGCUUUAAUCGAUGCUCUGGUGGAAAAAGGUAUGUUAGACAUGGCUAGGCAGUAUGAUGAAGAGAUGCUAGCAAAGGGGCUUUCAGCUAAGCCAAGGGAGGAGUUGGGGACGAAACUAGUGAGCAGUGAAUCUGAUGAUGGGUAAUUGCAAUAUGAUUUUGAUGCUUCGAAAGUACCUACACAUGCAUCUGGAAUACACAGGCAUUUCCACCUGAAUUUUUCUGUUGAAAAGAAAAUGGGAGCUAAGGAAUACCAUCUGAAUAAUGCAAACAGUGCUGAAGGAUAUGGUAUUUAUGGCUCCCAGAUACAUAUUAUUAUGAAGGUGUGCAGCUGAGAACAUUGGUUACACUGAGGAAAGAGUUUGGGGUGGUAACCGCAGAUCAUUCGACGACCUUUUGUGCUGAGCUUGUCAUAGCACAGACACCUAUUUCCUGCUCAAGAUAAAACUAAACGUUAAAGACCUUUUUGAUCUAGGACAUGGAUGUGUGGGUAAAUUUGCCUGCAAAGCUGACAUUUGGAGCCCAGAAGCAUGGCUUCCAUUGGUUCAGAAGUAGGCAAAAUGUAGGGAGAGGAUAUUCUUGUCAGUCCCCUUGUUCUUGCCGAUGCGUUGGAAUUGUUUCCAAAUUUGGAUUCUAAGGACAUAGUUGUUCAUCCAUUUUGUCUUCCACUCUAACAGUCAUGGAAACCCUAUGAUGAUAUUAAGCAAGUUGCCAGUGGUGACAGUAUGCAAGUUGCUGUAUUGGUGUCUAGCUGCACACUGAUAUGGGUAACUUUAUCGUCUCUUUUGGGACAUCUUAUAACAAUUUUUCUUCUUGUUUCCUUUUUUAGUUGCUGGGGAGGGGUGUUCUCGGUUUGUAACAAUUCCUUAUUGGGCAAACUUCUCAAUCGAUUCCUAAUGAGCAAUUAAAUUUAGAGUGAGAAGCAUUUUUGCUUGUGUCAGGAAAAUUGAAUAUGAAAUUGGAUGCACUGUAUUGGGCACUUAAAAUAGUUAUCGGAGUCUCUGUAAUGUUUUCUUAGAGCCUUUUCUCCCUUCCAUAAUUAUUUUAUGCAAUUGCUAGCUUAAAUAUUACUCAUUUUAAUAUAUGUUAGUACAGUUGGUUUUGUACAUUAACAGCCUGGGUGAGUAAGUCUUCUUUUAUUUUCUCUCCUUUCAUUGCAUGUAUCCAAUGGACCUGCGACCACUGCUCUGGAUUAAAACUGUUUAUUAUAUUGGUUGUCCAGAGUCCAGACUAUGCUUCUGUUGCCCAAAAAGUGUUAUUUUACUUAGGAUCAUAUAGAAAAGCCAGUACCCAAGUUAGAAGAAAGAGUUGGACUCCUGGAAGAAGGAUCUUGCAUGGAUGCCACAAUCCUUUCCUUCAUGGUUCUUUGCAGCUUGAAGUGCAGGAAAGCAAAGACUUUUGUACUUGAGAUGUAAUUUUGGGGACUUGUGUGGUUGAAAUGCUUCAUCUUUGGCAUACAGAGUAAACAGCCAACCAAGUCUUAAGCAGAUCUAUAUAUAGUGCAAUUCCAAUCUAGAAACAAUGUUUAGUUUUCACCCAAGGAAGCACUCUAGUGAUCACAUCCUGGGAAGUACCAUUAAUUAUACCCUUCCAUGGUUUACCAAGUUCCUGGAUGUAGCAGUACCAGAAAUUCAGUGUUCUCUUGUCGGUAUUGUUCUUUAUUUGAAAAUCUUUGGACCUCCCUGAUUUUUAUAUUCUCAGGUUUGAUUUUCUUGAUUCUCUUUCCUGUAAGAUCGAUUUCCUUUUUUCCCUGUCUUUUUCUUCCCUUCCAGGCUUUCAGGAUACAAUUGCAGUUCCUUGCUUAUAUUGUAUUGUUUAAGUCUACUUGGCUUGUCUGUGGUCUUAAAAGAAAUAAUAAACACACAUGUCAUUACCAAUCUCAGAGAAAUAGAUUUUGGAACAUCAGUUUAGUAGUUUCUAAAUUUAAUUUUUUUAACAUUUUAAAACGAAAAAUUCCUGUGGAAAUGUUUGUUCAGCAUUUUAUUUUUGGGGGCAAAGUUAGGAAAGGGUAGGAGAGUUUUCUCAGAGACACCAUCAAAGUGUCAUGGACAUUUGAACCUAAGACCAUUGAUCUGCAAGUCAAGUCCUUUUUCCACUAGGCUAGAUGGAUCUCAUUGAGAUAUUUGUUCAACAUUUUAAUCGUGCUGUUUUGUCUAGGGUUUCAAAAUUCCAAUUUUCUUGGAAAGCUUGCACUUUUUUCCUACAAUGACACUUGCGAUGUGCAUCAAACACCGUCCUCAGGAAGCAAAUUUAAAACCAUUCUCUGAGUCUACUUAUGACUUCAAACAUUCAACGUUGAAAAUUCAUGUUGUUCACAUGCAGCUGCCUGGUAGGAACGAAGCUACCAGGACUUGUAAAAGAUGCAAAUCUCGCCAUUUCAACGGUCCCAAUGAAGUCCUUUGUUUGUUAUGCACCAUACAAUUUCUUUCAUAGUUUGCUUUGUAAAAUGUCCCUAUAUGAAAAUUUCAAUAGAGGGUUCUUGAAUGAACGGCUAGGAUCAUCCUUAGCUGACUCAUGGGCUUCUAGGAAGGAGACAAGUGGACCAAACCCAAGAAUGUGACACGGUAGCUAGAAAUUCAGAUUCAGAUCCUCCUAACAAACGGAGACCGUCAGUGCCAACAAGACUCUGGAAAUAAUACAACAUAUGUUGUGGAAAACUAAAAACUAAAAUCCAAGGCCAUCAGUUUAUGUGGCUCCUAAUAGCUUUUGAACUCUCUCUCACACUGCUAUCCGAUAAAAAAACCAAAGGCUCUCAAAAUUACACCAAAAAUAUCCCCU
Molecule: messenger RNA, 4173 nt
Organism: Prunus avium (sweet cherry)
Lineage: Eukaryota; Viridiplantae; Streptophyta; Magnoliopsida; Rosales; Rosaceae
Source: RefSeq, a predicted model, not a curated record